Populus trichocarpa (black cottonwood) is the source of this 1725-nucleotide messenger RNA. Its product is annotated as B3 domain-containing protein Os01g0234100. Gene Ontology annotation, molecular function: DNA binding. The record is from RefSeq and is a predicted model, not a curated record. Lineage: Eukaryota; Viridiplantae; Streptophyta; Magnoliopsida; Malpighiales; Salicaceae. The transcript is spliced from 7 exons. Bases 141 to 1574 code for a protein of 477 amino acids.
CCUUUUCCAGUCGGAUUACGCUAACAAAAACGAUUUUGUAGCGAAAAAAAAAAUCAUUUUCCAGGACAAGGCUAGGCAAGGCAGGGGUUUGGCUUCGAUCGAAUCCUGUGGUUGUUAUUCAGAAAUUUGGGUGAGAAAUCAUGAGCGGAAGAGUGAAAAAAGAAGUUGAAGAAACAGAUUUGAUUAAACAGCAGCCAUUUCAUGAAGAGAACCGGAAAUAUGUGGAAGACGGAGACGGUAAGCAGAAGAGUCCGAUGGAGACCACUGCUAAGCGUCUGAAGAUUAAGAGAAGAUAUUCGGAUUCCAAACUUAAGUUUGUGAUAUCAGGUCAGGCAGGGAAGUGUAUCUGCUGUAGGCAGAAUAGGGCUCCAGUUGAAAGAUCAAACACUGUUGGAGAAACUAGGUCAUCUGCUUUGAUUCGGGCAGAAGAGGUCCAAUCCAAUCUAGAACCAGCAUUCCCUAGCUUUGUGAAAUCGUUGGUCAGAUCACAUGUUGCUAGUUGUUUUUGGAUGGGGCUUCCUGGACAAUUCUGUAGAGCACAUUUACCACAUGUGGAUGCUACUGUGACUUUGCAAGAUGAAUGUGGGAAGGAAUUCAAGAUGAAAUACAUUGCAUAUAAGACAGGCUUGAGUGCUGGUUGGAGACAGUUCUGUGUUGCACACCGAUUGUUUGAGGGGGAUGUAUUGGUCUUUCAAUUAAUCGAAUCUUGCACAUUUAAGGUGUACGUAAUAAGGGCAAAUGAUUUGACCGAAGUGGAUGGUGCUCUAGGUCUGCUGAAUUUGGAUGCUCAAAUUAAACAAAACAUUGCAGAUAACGCUGAAAGGGGCAAUACUGCUAGUAAAAGUUCAAAGAGGAAGCGUCCCAGGUCUCUUCCACUAGCUAUUGUUCAAAAGAAAAAUAAGAAGUCUGGCCAACCAAGACCGUCAGUCCUGCAAGCUGGCCAACCCGCCGAGCAAUCUGAAAAUGAUAGUGAAGAGGUUGGUUCAGAAGUUCUAGAAGGUUUCAAGUUAUCGUUACCUGCUGUUCAAUUUAAAGACAUCAAAAGCUUUGAGGAUUUCAACAUUCUGGUUGAUGGGUUACUUUUAGAUUCGGAACUUUCAGAAGACAUUCGGAAUAAGUACUACAAACUCUGCUGCAGUCAGAAUGCAUUCCUUCAUGACAAUCUUAUCAAGGGAGUUAAUCUUAAGCUGAUUGCUGGGAUAAUUUCUGAAACUGUUAAUAUUGCUGAUGCAAUGAGAGCUUGCACUCUUAACACCUCACGCGAUGAAUUUGCUACUUGGGACAAGGCUUUGAAGGCUUCUGAGCUAUUUGGCAUGAAUGUUGGAUUUUUACGCUCCAAGCUAGGUCUCCUUUUAAGCCUUGCCUUCGAUUCUGAAGGCGCCACAAAAACAAGGAGGUAUAUAGAAGCUAGAUUCAAACGAGUGCGAACUGAAGAUGAGAUAAUAAAUCUUGAAGCAAAGCUUGUGGAAUUGAAGGAAACCUAUGAAAGAUAUGGUGCUGAUGUUGAAAGGCUCAAGUCGAAAGCUGAAGGCUAUGAGCUCAAGUUUCAAGAACAGGUUCUUGCUCCAUGGUGAUGUAUUUGUCGCCUUUUCUUUUUUCUCCCUGGUUACUAUAAACAGCUUUUGUAACGUGUUUGGUUUAAGAUUUAUAAUGUGGACAAUGCUGUGACUCUUAACGUUUUUAGGAAUUUAUAUGAAAACAAUGCUGUAACAUUCUAGGACUUUA